AUGGAAAAAACUAAUAUUUCUCAUAUACUUCAUCAACUUAAACAAGAUUAUCUUAACACUGCUCAAUCCUAUGUGUCCAGUGUGAAUUUUGGAAAGAAUUAUGAUAAUGAUCAACUUUUAGCUGAUAUCGGAUCAGUGACAAUAGCAACGACUCAAACAGGUUAUCCAAGACAAACUGAGCGCACAUAUCAUCCGCAAGUACCAGCACGUCGAUACAUGGAUACAAAUGCCUUUAACUCAUAUGAAAAAAAACAUUCGAAAAAUUCGUCGCCUGAUGAUCAAUAUUCAUCAGUGAAGAGAAGAAAACACAAAACACGACAUCGUGUUCAGCCAUCAUCAACUAUUGAUGUUUCAGAAUCAUCUAAUACAAUGGAUAGGCAGGUCAAAACAGACGAUGAAGAUUAUGAUAAAUCAAAUGAAAAACUGCAAGAUGCAUUGAUAUUAACUGAUGAAGAUGAACGUGAAACUAGUGACACCAAACUUAAAUAA
Rotaria sp. Silwood1 is the source of this 489-nucleotide messenger RNA. The record is from the annotation of a GenBank genome assembly. NCBI's taxonomy places the organism in Eukaryota, Metazoa, Rotifera, Eurotatoria, Philodinida, Philodinidae.